Molecule: messenger RNA, 1910 nt
Organism: Physcomitrium patens
Lineage: Eukaryota; Viridiplantae; Streptophyta; Bryopsida; Funariales; Funariaceae
Biological process (GO): biosynthetic process
Cellular component (GO): cytoplasm
Molecular function (GO): pyridoxal phosphate binding; L-kynurenine:2-oxoglutarate transaminase activity
Source: RefSeq, a predicted model, not a curated record
CCUCGACGCCAUAGCCGGCAAAAUAAGCUCAGUCACUCACGUCACUCACUCACUGGCAGUUCCGCAUCUGCCUCGAGCUCGCGUCGUCUUCGCUGUUGCCUGCCGGUGCCGUCGAGUCGAGUCGAGUCGGGUCGAGUUUGAGGUUGAGGUGGGAGCUUCCAGGACCAGCAGCAGCAGAUCUGGCGAUUGUCAAGGUAGUGGCGUCACGGGUGCCAUGUCUGGCUGCGGCCCUCCCUAGCUCUCCUUUCUCGUCUUCCGGCUGGCCCUGCGGCGCAGGCCGCAAGCUUAGAGGCUUGUCGUCGCCUGGAGCCGCUAUGGCGUCUAUGUCGACGACGCAUAGCAAUGGCGUGGCGCCAGAGCCUACCAUGCCUGCUCCUUCGCAGUACCCUGCUCCUCCCAAGAUUCAGGUUGCGAAGCGGCUUGAACAGUUUAAGACUACCAUAUUCACUGAGAUUAGCAUCCUCGCCUUGAAGCACAAUGCAAUCAACCUUGGUCAGGGUUUCCCAAAUUUUGAUGGCCCCGAUUUCGUGAAGAAAGCCGCAAUUGAAGCCAUCCAGGACGGAGGAAAGAACCAAUAUGCAAGGGGUUUCGGCAUACCGCCGCUUAAUGCAGCCAUCGCUGAGAGCUUCAAGAAAGAAAGUGGCAUUACCGUAAACCCGGAAACGGAAGUGACUGUUACAUCGGGCUGCACGGAGGCGAUUGCAGCCACUAUUCUAGGUCUGGUCAAUCCCGAAGAUGAAAUUAUUGUUUUCGAGCCUUUCUAUGAUUCUUACCAAGCAACUGUGUCCAUGUCCGGCGCCACCUUGAAGACAGUUACUCUGCGUGCCCCAAAUUUUGACGUGCCAGAGCAGGAACUUCGAGCUGCGUUCUCAAGCAAAACUCGGGCAAUCAUGGUGAACACUCCUCACAAUCCUACUGGUAAAGUGUUUUCUCGACAGGAGCUGGAGCUCAUUGCAUCUUUAUGUAAGGAACACGAUGCCCUUGCCUUCUGCGAUGAGGUCUAUAACAAGCUGGUUUUCAAUGGGGAGCAUGUUUCGCUGGCUUCUCUGGAUGGCAUGUACGAGAGGACAGUGACGAUGAAUUCUUUGGGCAAGACAUUCUCUCUGACAGGAUGGAAGAUCGGAUGGGCCGUUGCACCGCCGCAUCUAAUGCGAGGAGUCCGUUUGGCGCAUUCUUACAUCACCUUCGCAACUGCAACACCGUUCCAGUGGGCAGCUGCUGAAGCAUUGCGAGCACCGGAUUCUUUCUAUGCCGAGCUGAUCAAAGACUACAGCGCCAAGAAGGAUAUUCUUGUCGAGGGUUUGAAAAGCGUAGGGUUUGAGGUUUAUGAACCGGAUGGGACUUACUUCGUCAUGGUAGACCACACUCCUUUUGGAUUUGAGAGCGACGUUGCUUUCUGCAAAUAUUUGAUUGAAGAAGUAGGCAUAGCAGCGAUCCCACCCAGCGUAUUCUACACGAAUCCGGUAGACGGCAAGAACCUCGUCAGAUUCGCGUUCUGUAAGGACGAAGAAACUCUCAAGGCUGCUGUUGAGAAGUUAAAAACAAAGCUGAAGAAACCUGUAGCAUCAUCUUCUUAACUUGGGGGAGAUUCAUUCCAGCCCUUCGAAACCUGUAUUCUAGCUGUUUCUUGUGUUGUAUGGCCGUCUAGUUCCUUGAUUAGUCAUGAUUCUUCCUUAGAUUAUGUAUUCAAUCUCGAAUAUUAUGAGAUUAUUCUUUGCACGAAAGCAUUCUUUGCAAACUCUAGUUCUGAUGUCCGGGUGACACCCUUGAGCAAGAUUUGAGGGGUUGAAUAGACAUCCCUGUGGACAUCCAUGGAUGGUUCUGGGUUCUGCUCGAGCCCUCUGCAAUCUGAUCAGGUUAACUUUAACCAUUGGGCUUCAGCUAACCCUGGGCCAGGUUGGAUUUUAACA